Molecule: messenger RNA, 2134 nt
Organism: Apus apus (common swift)
Lineage: Eukaryota; Metazoa; Chordata; Aves; Apodiformes; Apodidae
Product: galectin-related protein A-like
Exons: 4
Coding region: 13-795 (260 amino acids)
Molecular function (GO): carbohydrate binding
Source: RefSeq, a predicted model, not a curated record
GGGCAGAAACGAAUGAAGAGAAGUAAACCACGUGUUGCCUGUUCGUGUCUACGCUGCAAAACGAGACGUGUCGGCGGGCGCCCCGUUACGCGGACAGGCAGGAAGGCGGGCGCGGGGCGCGGGCUCGCCCGGCGCUCCCACCGGCACCGACGGGACGAGGCGCCGAGCGAGGCCCGUGACUCAGCGGCUGGGCUGGGUGGUGUCCCGCCGGUGUUGGGCACAGAUAAGCCCCCCGCAUCCCCCCCUCCCCCGCCGCAUCCUCUCUUUAUUCCGGGCUUUUUGUUUGCGUUUGUCGCGGCGCACAAAACAAACGCUCCUCCGGGGGCUGCAGCGGCGGGAGCGAGUGUGCGGGGCGGAGCGGUGAUGACAGAGGAGAGGUGUCCCAAAAUGGAGCAGUAUGUUGGUGAAAUUAAAGGUGGCCUGAGACCCUCCAUGAAACUCACAGUCAUAGGGGUGGUACAUUCCAACCCCAAGAGCUUUUCAGUGACUCUGCUCUGUGAUCCAGUGGAUGCAAACAAAGAUGUUGGGCUGUUAUUUACAGUUAACUUUAGUGACAAGUCCAUCACACGAAAUGCACGAAUUGCUGGGAAAUGGGGAAGAGAAGAGAAAACUAUUCCCUACUUCCCGUUUAUGGCAGGUGACACAUUUAAGAUGGAGCUCUUAUGCGAACACCAGCAAAUACGGGUCUUGCUUGACGGACGGCAGCUCUGUGACUUCACCCACCGCAUUCAGCCCCUGAACUUGGUGAAAGCUUUGCAGAUCACAGGGGACAUCAAGCUUACCAAAGUAGCUUGAAAAAAAGGAGACCACAAAAUCACCAGAGGACAGAGGCAAAUGUACUUUCUCUCCUGUCUGAGAAAUGCUUUAUCUUUUUCCCCUGGAUGAUUCUGGAGAGUGGCAACUGUACAUUUUUCACUUUUCUGAUGUGUUUGAAACAUACACUUAUUUUCUUACACACACUCAACAAUUGCAGAGCUAUGGCUGGUCCCCAUAAAUCCAAAGGCCUUUGCUGAGAUAUUCUCUUGGCUUCCCAAACUGCGAGAUUUAUGAUGCUAUGCAGUAUUUCACAUCCUCAUGGUCCCCUAGCCCCUAGGCAUGUCAGCUGGUGGAGGUCAGUCCUCUGUGGUGGGGUGGCUGUUACCCUUGUGACAAGAACUGGGCAGUAUCCCAGUGGCAGGGCUGAGAAAAGAGAAGCAGAAGAUUUCAUUUUAAGUGAAUAAGGGAGUCUGGUGGGCCCCAGCAAGGCUUAAGUUAUCAGGAGGGAAUUGCUUUUCCUGGAAGCUCUGCUCAGCCAGCAAAGAGCCAUUUGUGCAAUAAGUGCCUUACCACCAUCCCUGUCUCUUGCAGGUAGCAUUCCCUUGAGUUGAAAGGGUUCAGCAGCUGUGGAUUUCACAGUCUCCUCUGGACCAGCCUUAGAAAUUGUAUCUGUAGCUGAAACAGCAUUGCCCGUUCUUGUUUCUAAUUAAAACUCCAACUUUGCUGGCAAACUUUUUUACCAGCUCUGUUAAGUAUUUGAAUGCACGUGAGUGUUGUGCUGUUAUUUCAUUGUAGAUUUAGAAAAAAGUCCUAAAUACAUGGCUGUUCUAAUACAUAUAUAAGCAUUUAUCAUAGCUGCUGCCUUUGGCUCUGUUAUGAUUGCUUGCUUAUAACACAGGAUGAAGGGGAAAGUCUUCAGACAAAGAGACUUUCUUUUUCAGUACUUAACUUGGAGAACAAAACAUCUGCAAAGAGGUGGUUCCAUGGAUAGAGGGCUAUGAAAUUCCUGUGUGACUUCAGGGAGGAUAUAUAGCAUGCUGUGUUCAGAGGGCUUCUGGAGGUGCUGCAGAGUCUGGCUGUCAGAUACAAGAACUCAGAUAACACAAUUUUAUGAAAAUAGCACAUCACAGCAGGCUGGUUGGGUGUUGUAAUCCUCUCAUACAUUACAUUCUACCCUAUGGUAUUGUGGAGAAUGUCUCUGUUUCUUUAUAAAUCUAAAUUCAUUGUGUAUGAAACCAUUAUUUUUAUGUACUCUAGCUGCCCUCUGAGAAAAAUCAUGUAUAAAGAGCAGAGGAGAUUCAAAUGCAUGGAACUUUUUUAAUCUUUAAUGAUAUCAAAGUCAAGUUUACUAGACAAAAAAUGGAAACAUGUAUGGCUU